Messenger RNA from Coccinella septempunctata (seven-spotted ladybird), 4785 nucleotides. RefSeq names its product palmitoyltransferase ZDHHC8B (gene Zdhhc8). The transcript is spliced from 10 exons. The coding region runs from base 240 to 2141 and encodes 633 amino acids. Lineage: Eukaryota; Metazoa; Arthropoda; Insecta; Coleoptera; Coccinellidae. Gene Ontology annotation, biological process: protein palmitoylation. The record is from RefSeq and is a predicted model, not a curated record. Gene Ontology annotation, molecular function: palmitoyltransferase activity.
AAUAAUCUGUGGUUUCGAUUACUCCGUGAUUGAGAGAGAAAUCGGAGAUUUGAUUCUUUUGACAAUUCCCAAUAUUUCAAUUUCCAGUUUUCACAACAUUUUCUCACGAAUUUCAAGUCCACCUUGAACAUUUGUGCCGGUCACCUCUCGAUUUCUGCCACCAUGCCUGUCUGUUCAACAAUAUUUUCGAUUUGGGAAUGAAAUUGGAGCCAUCAUAAUACAAUAGGGAAAAGGGCACUAUGCCAAAGUGCGAUGUGAAAACCCGAUAUAUACCGGCUACUUUUGCUUGGGCUUUACUUUUAUCAGCAACUGGCUUAUUCUUUUACUAUCCGGCAAGAUAUUACCUACCAGAUUACCCAUGGGUUCCUGUAUAUCAAGGAGUUCUUACAUUCUUCGUUAUUACCAAUCUUUCCUUAGCCACAUUUAUGGAUCCAGGAGUUAUACCGAAAGCUCCGCCAGAUGAAGAUAGAGAGGAUGAUUUUAGAGCUCCUUUAUUUAAAAGUGUAGACAUACAUGGAAUCACUGUUCGGAUGAAAUGGUGUGUGACAUGUAAAUUUUAUCGACCACCAAGAUGUUCUCAUUGUAGUGUUUGUGAUCAUUGUAUAGAGACAUUUGACCAUCAUUGUCCAUGGGUAAACAAUUGUAUUGGAAGGAGGAACUACCGUUUCUUCUUUUUCUUCUUGAUGUCACUGAGUUUGCAUAUGAUAAGCAUAUUCAGCUUGAGUCUGAUCUACAUUUUACAUUACACAAAAAGUUAUUCGAAUGUGGAACCAAUUGUGGCUAUUGGUUUGAUGGCGUUGAUAUCUAUAUUAGCCAUUCCAAUUUUCGGUUUAACUGGUUUUCACAUGAUGCUAGUAUCGAGAGGUAGAACAACAAACGAACAAGUAACUGGAAAAUUCAAAGUUGGGUAUAAUCCUUUCUCGAGAGGAUGUUGGGACAACUGUUGCUAUGCCCAAUGUGGACCACAAUUCCCAAGCUUGAAAAAUCCGAAAAAAUACACUGUCAAACCCAAACAUUGCUCUCAUGGUCCAAUUUCAACGAUAACGAACGAUAGCCAAGUGAAGACAUACAUGGACAACAGCAAUGGUGUACGUAACCUUAAUUCACAUGCUUAUAAUAAAACUUUCUUGCAGCUUUCUCCCGGAAGAGAUGGUUGCGAUCUCGAAAUGGAACCGUCCGCGUCGCAGUCUCAAGAUUGCGAACCGACGCCUCCCCUACAACGUCACGGUUCCAAGAACAAUUUCUUCCUACCUCAGGGUGCUGUGCAAGAUGGAGGUGGUGAUUCGCCUCGUCAUCCUAGACCAAAUAUACAUUACCCAAGGAGCAGCCCUCACCCUAGGCCCCGUGGUCUUGAUCCUUCAGUUCGGGGAACCACUCCGGAUGGUCCGCAGAGACCUUCGCCCACGCUGCAGCAGAGGAUAAAGGCUCAAGGUGUGCCUACUCCUUUGGCAAUGUCUAGUCCAGUAAGAAGGUCGAAUCCGAGCACCCCCACCCAGCCUAGAAGGCCAGAUUUUAUUGGUAUAGCGGCCAAUCAUCACCAGCCGCCGCAAUACUACGACUAUCAACAGUCCCAAAACACGCAUCACGCACACAGGCCAAUUAUGGCCGGAAGCCAGAACUACGGAAGCCCUCAGCGUAGGUUUAUGUCUGAGGGCGAACUGGUAAGACAGGAGGCGCAGCUGUCUUAUCCCAGGUCGAACAACACGGUGGACAACAUCAGGGAAUUGGCGAAUUCCCCUCAGAGGGGAGUGUAUAUGUGGAAAGAUACAUCCCCGGGUUAUCCGCCCCCCCAACACACUGAAUUCUAUAGGUCGAAUCCUACUAGUCCAACACAACAAGUGUACACAACUGCUCCAACCCGAGCUUAUCAUCCAGCAUCAAGAGGUGGAGUACCCGUAUAUCCUCCAGCUAGUCCGCAAAUUCAUCGAAAAAUGCAACAGAUGGGGAAUGUCCCCUCCGCUGUUCAGCAGCAGCAAGACAACCGUCGUAGACCCAUAUCAUUCGUCCGCGCCCUCGAGAUGACAGAUGGCGUUGAACUCUCCCAAUCCGGAGGCCAAUGCUCCGCCCACCUACCCUCUCAACGGCCGUCUACGCCGGAACGUACUAGCGUCUACGACAUGAACUAUGAAAUCUCUGUAUAGGACAGGUGCCGGCACUCACACCGAUGUGAUUGAGUGCGUUUAAAAAGUUCCUCUGCAUCAGAGGACAGAACCAGUGUGCCCCGAAGCUGUGAACUCAUCUUCCCCUAUUGUAAAGAUGAAUAAAAAAAGCCUGACCCCCCUCCUCGAAAGUUGUCUUUCACAUGUCCCUCUAUGUGCGUAGGUGAUAAAUAGGUUGGUGUCUGAGUUGAUAAGAGAAAUUUUGAAAUGGGCUCGUUUUCGAUGAAAUGGUAUAAAAAAUUAUGGCAUUUUGAUCGAUCAAUCCCAAGUUUUUACCCCAGCCUUCAGUUCGGACUAGUGGAUAUGUGAAAUUGCAUUUAUUUGUUACAUCAUAACUCUGAUACUAUCACUAAAGCUUUUUCAAAUAAUUUUACAGAAUGUUGAUAUCGAGUUGGUGGUUUUUCCAAAUUAAUGGGGAUAUUUUGCAGCAAAUUGUCUCUUUAGCGAUCCUGGAAUUUAUUUCAAACGUGAGUUACAACUUCCCUAAAAACCUUUGAAAUUAAUUUAUCAUUUAUUCUUAACCUGUUUCUUUGUAGGUCGCAAAACUGUACAGCAACGAGUUUUUUUAUUUAUUAUUAAAAGUUAUAAUUCUCAUUUUGAUCUUUAUCUAUUAUCAUAAUAAGUUUUGUCAGAUGAACAAAUUUUGGUUAAUAUAUGACCAUUUUUUUAGUAUGAAAUAAGAUCAUAAAUUAACACUGAUAUUCGUAGAAGAACAGAUAGAAAUAGAUGAUUCUAUUUAUUGAUCUAUCUGUUCUCUUUUGGCAGUUUGAAUUUUUUACUCUUUCAAUUCCUUAGAUUCACCUCUGUUUUGCGACUUCUUUCAUGACAAAAAGUCAGAACGGCUGUGUAAGGAUCGGUGAAGGAAUGCGAUGAAAUCAGAUCCGAUGAAUCGGUUCUUAAUUUUUUUGAAACGUACUAAGUGUAGUAUCAGUGUGGUUGAUAAAUUUGAUUUAACACUAUACUAAAAACUUUUUCAGUAUUAAUAGGGUGAUAAUAAUUAUAAUAACAAUAACAAUAAUUUCUUGGAUACAAUGAGACUGCAGGAAUUUUAAACAUUUUCCGUUUUAUGAAGUUAAGUUACUGAACUUAAAUUGAAUAUUCAAUUAUUUUUUUGGUACCGAUGUGUGUUUUAAAUAUAUUAUUUUGUGGUAUGAGUUUGAUAUUGAUUAUAUUGAAGUUUUUAUUGCUCAAUAAUAAACAUUGCUGAAGUUCAAAUAUCAAGUUCAACACAACAAAUUUUCUGAUUGAACAUUCAUUUAUUUGGAAUGAGCAAAUUCGAAGUUGCUUAAAAAAAUUACUAUGCGAGGGGUUUAAAUAUUGCGAUGAAUUGAAAUAUACCGUUUCAUUGAAGAUACCUUUCAUCUUUCUCACUUGGCCAAUUUUUGCUCAGAACUAACUUAGACUGUUCUGAUGACUGUAAAUAAAUCUUUAUCAAAUGAGCAAAAAGUUUACCCCAUUAUUAUCGCAUCGGAUAGAGGAAAUAUUCUGUGUAACACUAUCUCAUCCGCUUCACCCAAAAUCAGUUUUGAAUUGCUACUUGUCCACUAUUUGUAAUCUUACUUUUUUUUCAAUUGACUUCUCAUUCUAAUUUUUUUAUAUUAUAUUUCAUUUGCUUCUCUCCUAUUUGAGGAAAUUAGGCUUAAGUGAAAUAUUUAUUUCAUAUAUUAUUCAUUUCGUCUUGCAGCAUUCUCCUGGAACUAUUGACAUGGUUAGUGAAAGAUUAGAUCAUAAAUAUUUAUGAAAUCCAUAUAUAUGUAUUGAAAUAUUUUUAUAUUUAUUACUUCUUCUUGAAGGUUAUGAUAGUUUCAGGUUAAAGUGUAUUAGCUCCACAUAUCUUUUUUAUUGAAAGGUUUUAGAUGAGCUUACAAUUAUGUAUGAGUUUUUUCUUCACAGCACUAAAGUCAUUGUUCAUCAUAAAUCUAGUCAGUGUAGAUGUUUGAAAUUUAAAAUAAAAAUAAAACUCCUUAAGACAUCUAUUCACAAGUUUAUGGAACAAUAUUAAUUCUAUAAAUUAUAAUAAUCUAUAUUCAUUUUAUCAUUUUGAACUCGUGUCUUCCAUUCCUUCAAACAGUAAUUUUGUUCCACUUUUAUUGUAACUUAAUGGUGUAUCACUUCAAUGUAUUCAAUUUUCACUAGAGAAUUUAUGCAAAUAAUAUUUUAAUUCUGUAAAUAUGUAAGUAUAUUCCUCUUUUUUAUUUAGGGGUGCUCUUUGCUGAUAGUGAUAAUAUAAACAGUUGGAGAAAUUACUGUCAAACCUAUCGAAGAUUUAGAUAUUAUGGAGAUUAAAUAUAAUUCCUUAUUUCGGAGAGGUUAAUCAAUCACAGAGUUGUUUUUGAACAAUUGCAAUGCGGAUAAUGUAUUUUCGAAUUGUUAAUUUAUUUUUAUAUGUGAUGCCGAGCAGGGUAGUCAUCAUGAUUUGUUUCAAACUUGACCUUACAUAGUCGGCAUUUUGUUUACAAAGGUUAUGUUUUAUGUAUAAUUGUUUCUUGUUGAUUUUUGAACUAUUCUUAUUGAUCAAAUUUAAUCAUACUAACAAUGUGGCUCAGGCAUUUUAUAUAAUAAAUUUUUAUUAUGUGUAUUAUCCAUAACUGAGUUGGUGUAAAUAUAUUAAUAAUUUAGUAUAAAA